Messenger RNA from Paramisgurnus dabryanus, 2842 nucleotides. RefSeq lists its product as uncharacterized. NCBI's taxonomy places the organism in Eukaryota, Metazoa, Chordata, Actinopteri, Cypriniformes, Cobitidae. The record is from RefSeq and is a predicted model, not a curated record.
CUGACAAACGCCUCUUCCAAAAUGUUAAAGACUUUGAACAAGCCCAUCCAGCGUCUCUUUUCACAGCGAUAUGGAGUUUGACGUUCCCAUACAACUUUUGAGGACAAUGCUUACAAACACUGUUUAUCUUUGGCUGUGUAUUUCAAUCUCUAACGGUGUGUUUGGUGUUGAUGGGUAUGAAGUGAUGUCAGUGUCAGUGAUGGAGGGAAUGUCUGUUACUCUGCACCCUAAAAUUAGUGACAUACAGAUAUAUGAUCAGAUAAUGUGGAGGUUUGUAUCUCAAAAUAAAUCAGAAACUCUUAAUAUAGCUGAAAUCGUUGAAAAAAAGUGCUGGAUAUAUGAUACUGAUGAGAUAUUCAGAAAUUACCUACAUCUGGACUGUCAGACUGGAUCUCUCACCAUCAAAAACCCUAGGAGCAAUCACUCUGGAGUUUAUAAAGUAGAGAUCAACAGCAAAAAUUCAACAGCAUCUUUAAACAAGACAUUCAAUGUUACUAUCAAAGACAGCCAGCCAUUAAAGACUUGUCUUAUAGUUGCUGCUUCUAUUUCUGCUGUGGUCUUGGCUGCUGCGCUCUUGGUUGGGGGUGUGAUAUGUGGGUGGUCGAGAUGCCAUAGAUGUCAAGCUGCUGCUGAGGAGACAAAUGGCGAUGAUGCUGUAUUUAUUAACAAUUGAAAAAAGGUGGCAGCUAUGGGACCUUAACCAACAUGAAGAAUCACGUUUAAAUGAUCAUCCGUCUAUAUGUUCAUCACAACAUUUUAUGCUUUUAUACUACACAACCAAAAAAAGUACAAAAGUACAGUCAUUAAUAUGAUUUUUUUAACACCAUCUCAUUGUAAUCGUAUUUACUGAAGACAAGUCGACUGAACCCAUGUGCAGUUUAUUAAUCCAAACAUAUCUAUAAACUAGCAUAACAUAAACAAUGAAAGACUCACCAACAGCAAAUCCUACACAUUAUUAAAGGGACAGUAAGUAGGGUUUUAAGUGUUUUAUUAAUCAAAAUCAAUGUCUUUAUUCAUAAAUAUGUCCUCAUUGGUGUCAAAUGACCACUGCCAGUGAUCUGACUUUUCUUUGUAAGCUUAGAUUUUCUUCUCUUUACUUACAUUGAACGAGUAAGUCCAAGGAGGCUUCUAUGUCGUUCCGCCGUAUUGAUAAACUAUAAUAGCAGAGAGGGACAAAAAGCACUAGCCGAACAACGUGUUUCCACAACGCGUUUUCAAUCAGAACACGUGAACCUGCAACGGACAAGGAGAUCAGUGAUUACGUAACGGCUACCGUAGUUGCAACAGCAAUUGGAAAAGCGAGGCGCUAAAGAGCACUAUUCGUUUCAAUGCAAAAUACAAUUUCACCACUAGAUGGGGGUAAAUCCUACUUGCUGUCCCUUUAAAGCUAGUCAAAAGACUGGGAACAUGAGGGCUAUAAACAUAGCAGUACAACUGCUGGGUACAUUGUAAGGUCUAAUACAAAAUUGAAUGUAAAUAUGGAAAUAAUUGCUGUGGCAAUGCAAGUUUUCAGCAGACAGUUUAAACCAAAAUGACUUAAACCAAAAUUCAUUCUGUGCGUUUUUUUCAGUAUGUAUCCUAUGGGGAUCAAAUCCAUGACCUUUGUGGUGCUAACAAAAUUCUCUACCAACUGAGCAACGGGAACACUGAAGACCUGUACAGUAGCUGUAAUGUUAAAGUGCUUAGUGUGCGUCUUCUUUUAAACUUAUAAUCAUAUCAUUUUUCAUAAUGUGCCGACUACAGUGUUUUAUAUUGUUUUGUAUUACAGAAUUUGUAUUGUAUUCUCUUGUUCUCUCAUAUGACACAUAUGGGCUCAUGUCUCAGUUUAUCUUUAUUGCAGUCAGUCUGUCCUGUCUGAAAGAAGAUGCACUACUAUAAUUUCCUUUCAGUUUAAUCUGCUUUUUUAUGUCACAAGACUUUUUUAAGAUGUUAAAUAAAUAUUUGGUGUCCCCAGAGUACAUAUGUGAAGUUUUAGGCACAAAAUGCCAUAAAGAAAAUUUUUUAUAACAUGUUGAAAUUGCCACUUUGUAGGUGUGUGCAAAAAUGUGAAGUUUUGGGUGUGUCCUUUAAAAUGCAAAUGAGCUGAUGAAAUGCAAACACUGAUCUCCAUUGAUGGUAGUUUGUUAAAAUUGAAACUCAAUUCUGCUAUCAAUUAUUUUUUUCUCUCUAUCUCUCUGCACUAAAUGGCAGUGAUGUGGUUGAAUAGUGCAGAUUAAGGGGCGGUAUUAUCCUCUUCUGACAUCACAAGGGGAGCCAGAUUUCAAUGACCUAAUUUUUCACAUGCUUGCAAAGAAUGGUUUACCAAAACUAAGUUACUUGGUUGUUCUUUUACACAUUUUCUAUGUUAAAAGAAACACUGGGGACUUAAUUAUAGCACUUAAACAUAAAAAAACAGAUUUUCAUGAUAUGUCCCCUUUAAUUUAAGUUGAAAAUAUUAAGUUUUCAUUUGAACGUAUUUUAAAAUAAGCUGAAAUAAUAUGAUCUAUUUGUUAUGUAGAUUUUACUUGUUAUUUUUUAAUAUUUUCUCUCAGGUUGUCCAAUCUGCUGCUAUAUUUCCCUUUAUGAUCUGAUCUGGUUAAAUGUCUCUGUCCCAAUAUAUAAAGUAUUAUUGGUCUCUCUAGUUUAGUUAUUCAUUUUAUUGACAUGUGUUUUUAUAUUUGAAUCUUUUUAAAUAUAUUUUUGUUAUUUAAUUCACUUGUUUUUAUUAUUGUACUUUUAUUUCUUUUACUACAUUAGAGCCUUAUAUUAUUACAUUAUAAUGAUUAUAACAUUGAUUUUGAUUGUCACCCAGUAAUCACUAUAAAACUUUUAUUUUUUCCCUAUAUCAUCUUUUGGAAGUCAU